AUGACUUCUCAUCGGCCGUUCCCCUCAGAUGACUUCGGUGUCUACUACAUCCUUGCGGGGUGUGCAGAGUAUGACUCCCUUCCAGAGUCUGAGACUCAGCCACACUUCCAGGGCGUGACGGGGCUGCGGAACCUCGGCAACACCUGCUACAUGAACGCCACCUUGCAGUGCCUCUGCAGCAUCUCUCCGCUGGUGGAGUACUUCCUCUCCGGAAAGUACAUCACAGCUCUUCAGAAGGACUGCAGUGAGGUCACCACUGCCUUUGCCUACCUCAUGACAGACAUGUGGCUUGGGGACUCAGACUGUGUCUCACCAGAGAUACUUCUGUCGGCUCUUGGUAGCCUUUACCCAGUUUUUCUGAAAAAGACACAGCAAGAUGCGCAGGAGUUUCUCAUUUAUGUCUUUAAUGAGCUUCAUGAAGCUUUGAAAAAGCACUGCCGAAGAAGAACUUUUGAGAAAAGAACAGCUCAAAGCUGCCGUGGGAAGGUGACGGCCAGCGAGACGUCGAUCAUCACGCGGCUGUUUGAAGGACAACUCAAUUACAGCAUCACGUGCUUAAAGUGUGAGAACUGCACCAACAAGAAUGAAGCUUUCACCGUCCUCUCCCUCCCCAUCCCAUUCGAAUACGAAUGCUCCCUUCAGGACUGUCUCCAGUGUUUCUUCCAACAAGACACAUUGACCUGGAACAACCAAAUCCAUUGUUCCUUUUGUAAAAUCAAGCAAGAAACAGCUGUGAGGGCCACUAUUUCCAAGCCACCAAAAAUAAUUGUUUUUCACUUAAAAAGAUUUGACAUCCAGGGUAGCUGGAGGAAGCUGAGAACAGACAUCCGUUAUCCACUCACCAACUUGGAUCUUACUCCUUACAUCAGUCCACUUUUCCGGAAACAUCCUAAGUACAACCUGUGUGCAGUGGUGAACCACUUUGGGGAUCUGGAUGGUGGCCACUACACUGCCUUCUGCAAGAACUCAGUAACUCAGACCUGGUAUAGCUUUGAUGACACCCGAGUCAGUGAGAUUCCAGAUACAUCAGUUCAGACGGCUACAGCGUAUCUUCUGUUCUAUAGCUGCCAGCCCUUUUCUAUACCGACACAGAAACGCAAGAGCUAGGCCAGCACUCCCGACCACUGCAAACAAGCCCUCAGGAGAUGGCAGUGGUGUGUUCUGUCAUUAAAUCCUUACUGCUUGUCUACAUCGCUAAGGUUUGCUCAGGGGACAUCUCUGAAGAGGGGCACGGCAUCUGCUGAGAUACCAUCUUCCAUACACGACAAGGAGGCUGCACCCAUAAAACAGCAACAGUGUGGUCGCCUAAAGGAGACCUGCACGAUGACACCCCCAGCGGACAUGUCAGCACGGAUGCGGAUAUAA
This is a messenger RNA of Acomys russatus (golden spiny mouse), 1365 nucleotides long. It is a transcript of the gene Usp50, whose product is annotated as ubiquitin specific peptidase 50. Gene Ontology annotation, cellular component: extrinsic component of endosome membrane; cytosol; midbody. The record is from RefSeq and is a predicted model, not a curated record. Lineage: Eukaryota; Metazoa; Chordata; Mammalia; Rodentia; Muridae. Gene Ontology annotation, biological process: protein K63-linked deubiquitination; protein K48-linked deubiquitination; endosome organization. The transcript has 8 exons. Gene Ontology annotation, molecular function: cysteine-type deubiquitinase activity.